GUGAAAUCGUGCGAUGUUUGCACGUAAAAUCAUGUGAAAAACAUGAAAAGAAAGUGUGAAUUUGCUGAGGAGACCUGCAAAAGAAGAAAAACAAUGGUUUCACAUGACGAAGGAAGUACAGUAUGCAUCGUAUUGGAUUGUAUGCCUAAUUCGCAGCAGAAGCGUCAAUCGAUGAUUGUACGUCCCUCCUAUCGAGUAGUUGACUUUUUGGAAGAUAUCAAGCGGCAAUAUCAGUACGACGCGUUCGUGUUGAAACUAAAAGUGACGAAAAACGCCGAGCCCAUUGUCUUGAACAACCACAAAGGCAAGACCUUGCAAGAAGUUGGUCUAAAAUUCACGCAAACAGAUCGCAAUAUCCUCAUUAUCGACAAACCGGGCAGCGAAAAUAGUGAUUCGGAAGUCAGUAUCGCGGUGAAGAAGAAGAAGAAACCGGAAGCCAUGAAUUUGACGAGUGUAAAUGGCGUCAAUGGCGACGAGAAAACCGAAGAAGUGAAAACAAAGGAAAAAAGUGUCACAAGUUCGCCCGAAGAAAAUAACGAGGAAGUCCCUUUCGACUUCGAUCCGAAUUGGCCUGCUUUACCAUUGUUUGAUGCGCCGUCGUCGAACAACAGCAACGAUACGGAAGAGAAAAAGGAUGGAAUUGUCAGUCAAUUCAGAAAAAUGAAGUCUUUGGAUCGCCCUCAUUUCGUUGGAUUAGUGAAUCAAGCGAUGACUUGUUAUUUGAACAGUUUGUUACAAGCGCUCUUCAUGACGCCCGAAUUUCGUAACGCUUUGUACAAUUGGGAGUUUGACGGCACAGGCGAAUCAAAAUCGAUUCCCUUCCAAUUGCAAAAAUUGUUCCUAAAUUUACAAACAUCCACAAAAUCUGCCGUUGAAACUACCGAUUUGACGCGCAGCUUUGGAUGGGAUUCGACUGAAGCAUGGCAACAACACGACAUUCAAGAGUUGUGUCGCGUAAUGUUCGAUGCGCUCGAACAAAAGUUCAAAAAUACGAAACAAGCGGAUCUGAUAAAUCAACUGUACGAGGGAAAAAUGACGGAUUAUGUCAAAUGUUUGGAAUGUAGCACAGAAAAAUCACGAGAAGAUACCUUUUUGGAUAUUCCGUUGCCUGUGAAGCCGUUCGGGAGUUCAAUUGCCUACAAUAGUGUCGAAGAAGCGUUGCGAGCUUUCGUGCAACCUGAAACGUUAGAUGGCAAUAAUCAGUAUCAUUGCGAGACGUGCAACAAAAAGUGUGAUGCGCAUAAGGGACUUAAAUUCACGAAAUUUCCUUAUAUCUUGACGUUGCAUUUAAAACGAUUCGACUUUGAUUACCAAACGAUGCAUCGUAUCAAGUUGAAUGACAAAGUCACGUUCCCGCAAACUCUCAAUUUGAACGGAUUUGUCAAUCAAACGGAUAUCUGUUCGCAGCCAAUUGCGAGCGAUAAUAUGUCCAUUGGGCACGAAAGUGUCGAAAGUGCGAUGAAAUGUGAUGAUUGCAGUACAACGGAUAGCGGAAGUGCAUUAGAUGACGACGGAACAAUGAGUGCGGGACAAUCGACGACAGCUGCGGGUCAAGAUCCCGCCGAUUUGCAAGAAGACGAUGAAGGAAUUGACAUGAAUGGCGAUGGUAAAAGCACAUCAAGUACUCCCAACGAAAGCGGACCAUAUUUGUACGAACUAUUUUCGAUUAUGAUCCAUUCGGGAAGUGCUUCGGGAGGACAUUAUUAUGCGUAUAUCAAAGAUUUCGAAUCCGGGCAAUGGUUUUCGUUCAACGAUCAAACAGUGUCGCCCAUCACACAAGAAGAUAUCCAAAAAUCCUUCGGAGGCGCCGGAUACAAAGCUUUUUUGAGCGCUUAUAGUUCAAGCACGAAUGCCUACAUGUUGAUGUAUCGUCAAAUCGAUCCGCCGCGCAAUGCCAAAUUUAUCAAAGAAUCCGAAUUUGGCGAGCACAUCAAAACUCUCAAAAUGACCCUGAAGGAAAAAGAGGAAAACGAUAGAUCAUAUUCACGCAGUUUUACGCAAUCUUCUUCCGUUCUCGGAGAUUUGUUGAAAAUCAAAAUAUUUUUCUACCAUCCGAAACAACAAAAACUCGUCGAUGGCAACAUUUACAUCUCGCAGGAAUCAACUCUCGAAGAUGCUCUUGAAGAAGCUCAUCGAAAACAUGGAAAAUCUUUCGGAACAAUUGACUUGUUUAGACUCGUUGCGUACGAAAGUGUCACGGAAACUAUCGAUCGAAGCUUUGAAGGACGAGAAAAGGAUACAAUCAAUGAUAUAAUGACCUCACUGAAAGGCAAUAACAAUGAACUUUUAUUGGAAAUGCGAAAACCAGAUGAAGAAUUUGAUGUUUACUUACCCGGAGGAAUUAUCACAAAAGUUUAUUCGGUAGAUUUACAAACUGCCGAUAUUGAUGGUCCCGUUCAAAUUCGCGGUUUAUUGAAUGGAACAGUAAUGGAUUACAAGAAGGCGAUUGCCAAAAAGUUGCACAUGAAUGCCGCGUCGUUAGUUGUUGCCAAAAUCAAUGCUACGGGCGGGAUUCAAACAUCUGGAAACGAAUUCAAUUGCAGUAUUGCCAAGGUAUUGGAUGACGAUAACGUGACUUUGAACGAGGAGCAACUUCAUUUGUCUCACAAGAUUUUUGUCGCUCAAACGAAUGCCGUCGGAGAAGAUGCGAAUCAACGUAUGAAAAAAAUUGUUGAACGUUUCGAGCACAUUAUCACGAUAUACUUUAUUCUUCCGAAUACGGACAAGGAGAAUUUGGAUAAACUUCAGAUUCCCGUGUACAAUCCCACGCAAACACCAACGAUCGAGAACAACAACGACUUUUUGAGUUCGAACAGCUUAAAAACGCCAACUGCUUGCAAAACAGCGCCCUCCUUCGAUACCGUAGAUGCCAUGUGUUACGUUAAUCCAUCGCCUGUGCCGACACACGUCAAUAACGCGAAUGCACAACAUCCGCCAACGAGCAGCAACGAGUUGACGGCAUCCGGAGAUUAUCGUCGAAUUUCGCCUCUUCCAUCGCUCGAACCCACAGAAUGCAAUAGCGAAGAUAGCAGUUUAAGCGAUAGCGAUCGUACUCUUGUCGAUGCGGCACAAGACGAUUUAAGUCACAUUUCGAGCACGAGCAAUUCGCCUGCUUGCAGUGAUCCGCACUUAUCUAGUCCCGAUGACUAUUGUAAUAACAGUGAUACAGAUGUCGAUAUGAACUCGUCUGCGGCGCAACUCGAGAUGCAAAUUGAACGCGGCAAGGCAAGUUACUUCCGUGCAACGCCUUUCGAGGAAAUCGACACAGACAGUGAGUUUGAGACGACACGAAAGAUGCUGAAAGCACUCGUAGAUCGAUCGAUGACAAUUGGCGCCUUGAAAUAUCACUUGCAACCAUAUCUCGGAGUGCCUCAUACGCAUUUUAAGGUACUUUUGACGAAUUCACGAGAGCAGGAAAUCACUAAAUUAAACGAUACGUUGUCGUCUUUCAAAGAUGGAGAACGAUUAAAAAUUGAACUUGGCAGAGCACUUCAAAAAGGAGAAUACAAAUGCAAAAUUCUGUAUCUCAAUCUGAAAGAGAUUGAUGACGACACGGAAAAACUUCCCCUCAUCUGUGAAUGGAUUCUGCGAGAAGAUACGGAAGUUGGUCCCGUGUUCAACGAAAUGUUGGCUUACAUCAACAAAAUUGAUCCUAAAUACGCGCAUUUAAACACAAGCAAUUGCUGGUUGCGCAAAAAAAGUUGUAAAUGUCCAUCGAAAGUGUUACUUCCAGAUCAAAAGUUUGGCGAAGACAUGUUAUUGUUACCCUGCGGAAAUGAAGUCAUAAUCGAAGAAAUCUUCGAAGGAUAUCCCAAAUUUGAAGAUCCUGAUGACACAAUUAUUUUUGCACGACGAUGGAACCCAUCAACACGUACUUUAGGCGAAUUUCAAGAGGUUGUGAUUCCACGAGAAAAUGGAGAAUUGUUUAAUGUUUUAUCCACACUCUCGGGAAUUCCUGAAGAAAAUCUUGAAUAUACAAAAAUUACAAACUCAUUUCCUCGCUGUAAUGUUUCUUUAAUGAGCAUUCCUUCACUGGUUUGGUAUUCGUCGACGCCUUCAUCUUACGAUCGAUCGACAAUGAACGAUGGAACUUUGGUUUUCUAUCAGGAUAAAACUGAACCUCUUAAAGAACUGACAAACGAAGAACGCGAACAAAUGAUGAACAAAACAGUCAACGACUUGAACACGUCGUCUCGCUACACGUCGUCCUACUCGCCGAAGAAGGAACGUGCUCUCAAAAUUCAGAUAGACUGGUCUCCGAAGAAAAGAGAUGACUAAUGCUUGAACUUCUUCUGUUUUCUUCUUCAUUAAUUAUUAUAAUUAUUACCUAUAUUUAGUGAAAACCACCCGUUUUUUUAUUUGACGAAAUAUUUUGUUAUUUUUAUUAAUUAUUCUCCUUUUUUUGAAUUGAAGUAGGAUAUAAAAAAAAAUGUUCUGUAAAAUGAUGAUAACCUUUCUUUAAAAACAUACAAAUCAAAUAAAAAAAAGUUAGA
Molecule: messenger RNA, 4493 nt
Organism: Culicoides brevitarsis
Lineage: Eukaryota; Metazoa; Arthropoda; Insecta; Diptera; Ceratopogonidae
Product: ubiquitin carboxyl-terminal hydrolase 47-like
Exons: 11
Coding region: 43-4278 (1411 amino acids)
Biological process (GO): protein deubiquitination
Cellular component (GO): nucleus; cytosol
Molecular function (GO): cysteine-type deubiquitinase activity
Source: RefSeq, a predicted model, not a curated record